Messenger RNA from Xenopus laevis (African clawed frog), 2008 nucleotides. It is a transcript of the gene svip.S, whose product is annotated as small VCP/p97-interacting protein S homeolog. Gene Ontology annotation, cellular component: endoplasmic reticulum membrane. Bases 494 to 739 code for a protein of 81 amino acids. The transcript has 5 exons. NCBI's taxonomy places the organism in Eukaryota, Metazoa, Chordata, Amphibia, Anura, Pipidae. Gene Ontology annotation, biological process: negative regulation of VCP-NPL4-UFD1 AAA ATPase complex assembly; negative regulation of retrograde protein transport, ER to cytosol; negative regulation of ERAD pathway. The record is from RefSeq and is a predicted model, not a curated record.
UCUCCCCCUAACUGGCCUUCAGGCUGGGCCCACUUAGCUCAUAACAAGUUUACAGACAGGAAUAGGAUUCAUUGGCUAGGGGCAGUAUGGCUGCUCCUACACUCAGGACAUAAGUGAGACUCACAGUAAUAAGACACAGAAAGCUACAGCCCCGGAGUCUACCAACAACCUCCCUAUGCUCCACUAAUCCGCUAGGCAGUUGAUUCUGGGCAGUUCUAGCUCCGCCCCUUCUCCCAAGCGCCGCUCAUAGAUUUGACACUGACGACUCAGCCCCUCCCCCAUUUAGGGCAGCGAUUUAAUUAUCUCAUCCGAUGGGCGGACCGAUUGGUUCCUUGGGCGUGGUCAGCGUUAUCAUUGGAGACGUGGGCGGGGUGGACCAUACGAAGACCUUGGCUUGGUGGGCGUAUCCGUAGUUCCCCACGCCCCAUUCCCGGAUUCCUCACAAACAGGCAGAUCCCGCAGGGAGGAGGGAGUCAGAGGCUCCGGUGUCAGAAUGGGCCUGUGUCUGCCGUGCUUGGGGGGAGCCGCCGAGGAUGUGGUGGAGACUCCGGAUCCGGAGAUGAGGAGGAGACAGUUGGCAGAAGCUGCAGAGAAGAGACAGAUGGAGGCCUCUAAUCGCGGCAUUAAGGAUCCUUACUCAGUGGAGCAGAAGAAGAAGAAAAAGGAAGAAAUGGAACAAGCGCUGUCAAGUUCUGCUCCUGCAGGGGAAGGCGGUGGCCUCAGGUGGCAAGUUGGGUAGCGCCCUGUGCCGCCGGCCGUGGAUGUGCCGGUUCUGUAUGCGGGAGAGCGUCAUCGCCUUUUGUUGUGCACGUUUGGGCCCAUGAGUGGCAGGUUCCCCCAGACAAGACUACUAACCCAGUUAUCGCUUGAGUUUUAUUAUUGCUUUGCAGUGACUCUGUGCCACCUGGACUGACUGUGCCAACACCGAUCUCCCAUCUUCCUCUGUUAAAAGGGCAAAUGUUUGUUUUUUUUAGCGUGUAAGCGUCCUGCAGUUCAACUACACACAGGUUAGACUUGUCCUACUCUGCCGACAUCACUCUCCACCAUCGUUUGCAGGCUUAUGACAGCUGCUCCAAUUAAAAGGGAAGUUCAGCUUUAAAUGAACUAGUGGGUCAUGGGGGGGGGUGAUCUAGGCUUCUUUGCAGUUGGUCUUUGUUAUUGGUCCCACUAUGCGGCCUCCUUUCAGGUUUAAGACCUUUCAUGGCUGGGGAAGGAAUUUCAGGUGAUACCUGGGCCUGUCGACUUCCUUUCAGUCAUGGGAUUGCGAAUUUCAGAUAGAAGAUGUUGGUGGGGGUACCAGGAAUUUCCCAUCCUGCACCCCAACUUUACCCAGCCCCACGUAGAGGAGGAUUCUGACAGCUUGGAUUCUGGGCAGGAUUAUCCCACCAAUGAUAUAGUGAGGGACUGGGAGCCCAGAGGCAAUACACAAUGCCCGUACUGACCUCUAUAGAACAAUGGGUCUCUGGCCAUCACUAGACUUUCACUUUAAUUCAGUCUUAGGGGGUUGAGCUUAAAUCACAUGCCUGGGAGGAAACCGAUAUGGCAGCACCAUCGCCCUCUCCAUACAGAAACCACUGCCAUUCCCUGAACAUUCCACAUUCUCACCAAUAUUUUAUUCUGUUGCCAGUGCCCAGGGCUUGUCCUGAACCAUCUUCUGCCUCUCGUUCUUUCAUUGUAGCUCCUCCUCCUAUGCUGACUCUGCAGAAUCACUGAGGGGGGCGAUGACAUAAGGCAAAUACAGGUUUAAUGAGAAUGAUCAGCUUAUGAUAAGAUAAGUCCCAUUACCAAGAACUGGGUGGUUGAAGGGGUUGAGUCCCCCCCUCUACUAGUCGGAGUAACUAAGUGUUUAGCCUGGAUUUAAGAUUUAAUAGUUACCAGAGAUUCUUUGCUACGCAGACACUGCCGAUUGACACAGUUCUAAUGAAUGCGGGGAGAGUUGUGGCUUUUUUGGAUGAGAUUGUAUUUAUUUCCUAUUUGUAAAGGUAUUGCUAUAAAUCUGCUUACUGUC